AUGGCGACUCAUCCUGUUGCUGUAGUCUGUAUCGGCAUGGCCGGUUCGGGCAAGACCACGUUCAUGCAGAGGAUCAACAACUAUCUGCAUGUGAACAAGAAGAAACCAUAUGUCCUGAAUCUGGACCCUGCCGUCCUCAACGUCCCAUUCCAGCCGAACAUCGACAUUCGCGAUAGCAUAAACUACAAAGAGGUUAUGAAGCAGUACAACUUGGGUCCUAAUGGCGGCAUCCUCACGUCGCUCAACCUAUUUGCGACCAAGAUUGAUCAAAUCAUUACCCUACUGGAAAAGCGAGCCAAUCCUCCGCCGGACAGCAAUGUACCCGCCCCGAAACAUUUUCUGGUCGAUACACCAGGUCAGAUUGAAGUUUUCGUUUGGUCGGCGUCGGGCAGUAUUCUUCUCGAGUCUCUGGCGUCGUCAUUCCCAACUGUCAUCGCCUAUAUCAUUGACACGCCGCGCACCUCUUCUACGUCCACAUUCAUGUCCAAUAUGCUCUACGCUUGCUCGAUACUGUACAAAACAAAGCUUCCCAUGAUUUUCGUCUUCAAUAAGACGGAUGUUCAGGACGCGGAUUUUGCAAGAGAAUGGAUGACAGAUUUUGACAAAUUCCAAGAAACCUUGGAUGAGGAGCAGCAGAAAGGUGUCUUCGGCGGCGAAGGAUUUGGUGGAGGAAGUGGUUACAUGGCCAGUCUGUUGAACAGCAUGAGUCUCAUGUUGGAGGAGUUCUAUUCACAUCUCAAUAUGGUUGCGGUGUCCAGCAUGACUGGUGAAGGUGUGGAUGAAUUCUUCGAGGCUGUAGAGGAAAAGCGGAAGGAGUUCGAACGUCAUUACAGACCAGAACUGGAGAAGCGAAGGAAAGAGCGUGAGAAAGAAGGUGCUACGAAGCAAGAAAAUGAUCUUACGAAAGUUAUGAAAGACAUGAAAAUGGACUCCAAGACCAAGCCUAAUGAAGCAGCGACGAAGGACUCCGACGAAGACGAAAGUGACGAAGAGGAGGCAGCCGAUCCUGAUGAUUACCCUGACGCAGAACGCGAUGACGACGAGGAGGGUUUGAAGCAAAGGUACAGGAAUGCCCUGCGGGAACAAGGCAUUCAGGUGGACGAUGAUGACCCCACGGUUGCAAGGAUGCUGGCAGAGACGAAGCGAGGAGGAUGA
Cladophialophora yegresii CBS 114405 is the source of this 1155-nucleotide messenger RNA. RefSeq lists its product as uncharacterized. The record is from RefSeq and is a predicted model, not a curated record. The transcript is spliced from 2 exons. Bases 1 to 1155 code for a protein of 384 amino acids. Gene Ontology annotation, molecular function: GTPase activity. Lineage: Eukaryota; Fungi; Ascomycota; Eurotiomycetes; Chaetothyriales; Herpotrichiellaceae.